Carassius carassius (crucian carp) is the source of this 3183-nucleotide messenger RNA. RefSeq lists its product as uncharacterized. The transcript has 27 exons. Bases 1 to 3183 code for a protein of 1060 amino acids. Lineage: Eukaryota; Metazoa; Chordata; Actinopteri; Cypriniformes; Cyprinidae. The record is from RefSeq and is a predicted model, not a curated record.
AUGGGAAUGAUGCUUUCUGUUGAACGAGAGUUUUCCCUGAAUGGGACUUUUGACGCUGUGAAAUCAUUCUCUGAAUCGUUGCUGUUUCUAUUGCUGUCUCAGUUGGACGGUCCCACGCAGAGCUUCCUGACGUGUGCAGGUGUCCCAUCGGAGCCUGAUGCAGACCACAUCCUUCACCUGAAGGGACUCAUCAGCGCCGCUCUGGAUGUGUACUCCUUCAUGCGCUCCAGUGUGGCCGGCGUCCCGGUCGUGGAUCUGUCGGGAGGCUUCAGUAUGAACGAGGAUCACGUGAUCAGAGCAUGGCUGGACAUCAGACUCACUCCUCUGCUGUCGUCCAUCUCCAGAAACUUCCUCACAUGCCUCAGUAACAGAAACCUCAGCUGCAGCGCCUAUCAGACUGUUGUAAAGGAGUUGAGUCAGCAUUUCUCCAGUCUGGAUCCAGUGCGACAGAAGUGGAUCUAUUCUUUCUUCAUGUACCCGUUUCUCUCUAGAAACACAUCCUCAGGUUGUGUAGAUCUGCAGGACAGCACUGAGGACUGGCUCCUGAAGAACUUCGGCUCAUUCUCGGUCAUGGCUCAAGUGCGAGACUUCACAUCCAUCAACGUGCUCUUCAGCGGGCUGGAGGUUUUGCACCUCUUAAGUCCAGAACAGAAGGCAGAGCUUCUCCUUCAUCCGGAGGAGGUGGGCUUGACGAACGGCUCGCUCAGCCGGGUGUUUCAGAGUUUGCUUUCCUCUCUGAUGCCCUCUGAGGAUCCAUGGCCUUCAAAUAACAGCACAGUGUUUUAUAUGAGCACCGUUCCAUCUGCCUCACCUCAAGACUCUCUCGGACAGGCAUUGAAUGGAUUCAUGAUGGCAUUUAGUCCUGUCGGGAGUUUUGUUAGACAGUUUGUGUCCUUGACACAGGAGCAAAACUUUAGCAGCAUGCGGAGCUCCACACUGGUGCAGGCCAUGAUCAACCUGACGCUCGCCGAGCUCGCUGCACCGUUCAAGCAGAAUUACAGCCAACAGCUGGUCACUUUUGACCCCAUGAAUGUUAACAACUGGUUCACGCAUGUGGUUUCUCCCGUACUCCGGCGAUUCCUUCUUCCUGGCCAGAUAGAAAUCCAUCCCAACCUCACGGCUGUCUUCCAUAACCAGUUCUACAUUGAGACGGGGAUGGGAGCUGGAGCCCAGACUGAAAGUCAGGACAUCUGUAGUGUCUUUAUUGAUAAUAGAACAUGUGGGCUGACGGACCUGGUGGAACAUGUGGCCACUGUCCUGCACUGCGCAGCACGCUCAAACCUCACGCUCAACCAGGAGACGCUCUCCAGUGUCCUCCUGCAUCUCUCCCAGAACCUCAACGCUCUUCUGCAGCAGCUCUCCAUGACCAACUUCAGUUCCCAGAGUUCCCCCUUCAGUGACAUCCUGGACCAAAUGGUUCAUGACACCUUCACGAUGAGCAACCUGCAGGACGGCUCUUUUGUAAGAUUAUGGUUCCAGAUCAAGUUAAAGCCUCUUCUCUCCACACUGACUCCAGAAUAUCUCACGUGCCUCAGUCACAAAGAGUUCAGCUGCCAGACCUUCCAGAUUCUUGUUUCAGAACUCAGCGGCAACAUGCUCCUGAUGUCAAGAAAAGGUGUGCAGGACGUUUAUCAGUAUUUCAUCUCAUCCUUCCUGAGCCAACGGAAUGUUUCAGGUGGCUGCCCAGCGGAGAACAGCAGCAUCUGGGUUACUCUGAAUCUUGGUGAAUUUUCAGAGUUUGCAACAUUGAGUGACAUGUACCAGCUGAAUCAAGACUUCAACGCUAUUGAUGCUCUGGUGGUUCUCUCCCCCAGACAGACAGCUGAACUCAUUGUUGAGGAUUUUGCAGGUCUGCCACAGAAAAGCAUCAUCAUAAACAAGGUUUUUGAUCGCAUCCUGGUUUCUCCUGAAGACCGUGGUCUGCUUGAGAUGCUUGAAUAUCUCAUCAAACUCGCUGGCCAGACGGGUCUGGAGUGCUCAUCAUACCAGCAGAUCGUUCAGAGGCUGCAGGAGUCUGUGGUUCCUCCACACAUGAUGGAACCCAUCAAGAACUACACGAGUCAGCUGGAACACAUGGCCCCUCCUGGCUGUUUUGCUCCACCUGUUACGUGUAUUUCAACACUGAUCAAUGAAACCUGGAUUUGUGAUGGAAUUAGGAGUAAUGAGAGUCUGCUGUCCGCUGCACUCGUGAGCCCCCCCUGUAGUGUGGACCUGCAGCAGUACGCUUGCUCUUCGCUCACCGGCAUCACUGCUGGAAACCUGGCUGGACUCCUGAAGUGUCAACUUUCCAGCAGCAGAAGUUACUCCAAGGAGAUCUGGAAACUGCUUUUCACCAAAGCAAAUGGUGUUCUGGACGGAGCCCUCGUCAUCUUCUCCAGCGCAGCAGCAAAUAUGUCUCAGCCAAUCAGAGGUGAUGUCAUGUCCCAAGUGCUGGAUGUGGUUGGAGAGUUGAGACUGGAGCGCAUCAGUCCUGACCAAUGGACAGACCUCUCUUUCAUCAGCAUGUUGUUGGGUCAAUAUCUGAAGCCGUUUUUACCAUUUGCGUCACCAUCCCUACUGCUUUGCACCAGCAGCAAAAACCUCAGCUGCCAAACUUACCAGCACAUUCUUUCAGAGGUCCCACUCGUCAAUGAGGCUCAAGGAAGAGACAUGGCGAACUUCUUCAUUCUGCCCUUCCUGAGAAGAAACGCAACAGAUGCGGGCUGUGUAUCGACUGCUAACAACAGUGUUGAGUGGCUUCAGAAGAACUUUGGCCCGUUCUCUCAGUUCAUGUCUCUCACAGAUCUGCUCUCCAUCAACAGACUCUUUGAUCCCUUGGAGACCCUGAACAAUCUCACUCCAGAGCAGAUGGUCAGCCUGAUGGUUGAGGAUCUCCCUGGUCUUCCACCCAAGGAUGUGGUCAUCAGUCGAGUGUUUGAUCAUCUGCUGCUGUCCCCUGUGGAACGAAGACUUCCCGAUGUUCUUGAGCUCCUGUAUAUCUUCUCCACAGAGAGUCCACUCAGCUGUCAUACCAACAUGAUCAUCUUGUCGAGGCUGGAGCAGAUCUUGAGCUCAGGAGCUGGUGAUCUGGAGCCCGUCAUCUGGGCCAGUGUUUAUAGCUUCAGCAGCACAACUCCUGCAGGUCAGGGCAUAUCAUCUGUCUCUCUGUCAGACGCUACAGUCUUAUCACAUGUUCCUCAUUAA